Arabidopsis thaliana (thale cress) is the source of this 595-nucleotide messenger RNA. RefSeq names its product Plant self-incompatibility protein S1 family. Lineage: Eukaryota; Viridiplantae; Streptophyta; Magnoliopsida; Brassicales; Brassicaceae. Gene Ontology annotation, cellular component: extracellular region. The record is from RefSeq and is marked reviewed. The coding region runs from base 24 to 524 and encodes 166 amino acids. The transcript has a single exon.
ACUCCUACAUAAUUUACUUAACCAUGGCUUUCACAAGUAAACCUCAUUUUAUAAUGUUGUGUAUGAUCUAUUAUACUCUUAUUCUUUUUGUGUCUGCAUUAGUUCUUUCUGAUGCUCCAGCGGAAGCACCAACUUCGGGCGGCGAUGGCUUGUUACCUCUAAGCGAAAAACAUGUUGUAAUCCGCAACAAGUUAAAAAAUAGAGAAAUUUUGAAUGUACAUUGCAGAUCUAGUGAAGAUGAUUUUGGGCUUAAACAUAUUCCUUGGAAUGGUGCAUGGGGUUUCAGAUUUUAUGUUAACUUUUUUAAAACUACGAAAUUUCGUUGUCAUUUUACGUGGCAUAAUGGUGGAUCUCAUUAUUUUUAUAUAUUUAAAGCAUCAAGAGAUGAUAGUCCAGUUGGAGAACUUCCGAUUUGUAAAGAAUGUAUAUGGGAAGUAGGACAAGACGAUGUAACCCCUAUUUGUCGUAUUUCUCGUGAGAAGAAAAACAAUCCAUACUGUUUCGAAUGGGAGGAUGGAGCGUAGAAAAGCAAAAAGAAAAUUAUUGUUAUCACUAUAUCUUAUCAAACAAAUGUAACCAUCAAAAUUGAUUGAAU